AUGGCUUCUUCUUCUCGUAUCUAUCGAGUGCAUCACAAACACUUAUCAAAUGAUCCUAAAUUUGAAAUUGACAACGGGACUGAUGAGAUAGUGUAUACUGUUCGUUCGAGUCCAUUAUCCUUAACCGACAAACUAUCUCUUUGUGAAGCAUCAACUGGCAAAGAAUUAAUUAAAGUACGUGAGGAAGUCCUUCAUCUUCAUUUAGCGUAUGAUAUUUCAGCAGCAACUGAAAACAGUGACAAAGAUAAGGAUCCACAUUUAGCAACAGUUAAAAAAACUCAUGGUCAACAGCAUUUUCAAAGUGCACUUGAAGUAGAAUCGGUCUAUGGUGUAUACAAAGUAGAACCUGUCGGUAGUGUAUUUGGUCAUGAAUUUAAAUUAACAACGGGCGGCAAAACUGUAGCCUAUGUAAUUAAGAAUACCAAACUUCUGAAAAACAAAGAACUGUAUCUUGUCGAGAUUAGUGAUGAUGAUGGUGGAGAUGUAUUUUUAUUGGCGUUGGUGAUUGUAAUUUGGCACGCGCAACAAUGGUGUCAUACGUGA
Messenger RNA from Rotaria sp. Silwood1, 543 nucleotides. The record is from the annotation of a GenBank genome assembly. Lineage: Eukaryota; Metazoa; Rotifera; Eurotatoria; Philodinida; Philodinidae.